This is a messenger RNA of Lachancea mirantina, 2073 nucleotides long. The record is from the annotation of a GenBank genome assembly. NCBI's taxonomy places the organism in Eukaryota, Fungi, Ascomycota, Saccharomycetes, Saccharomycetales, Saccharomycetaceae.
AUGGAAAAGGGACGUUCACAAGCUGAUGGAAGCUCACAAAAGCGCAGGCGUAAGGACAAUGCUACUGAGAUAAACAGUAGUAAAAAUGCGCCGUUACUAUUUCAAAAGUCCACUGAUGACGAGAGUUCGAACCUGUCGAAGAUGAACAAUGAGGUAAUGAUGAUAGACGACAAUGCCCCAAAGACAACUUCAAAGGCAGGUGAAGCGCAUGCUUCGCCCUCCAUGAUGCAGAAAUAUGGUGUAGGUGCCAAAUUGCUUGCUAAAAUGGGUUACGUGGCAGGACGCGGUUUAGGUUCAGAGGGGAAAGGAAUUGUUAAUCCUAUUCAAGCUAAAAUAAGGCCACAUGGAUCGGGAUUAGGAUUGCUGAGUGAUCUUGGCUCUAGGGAGCAGGACGAUUAUGCAAGUUCUGAUGACGACGUUGCGGUGAAAAAUCAAAUAGAAUUCAAAGCGGGUCAAGUAUUGUCGGAGAGUUCAUAUAUUUCGGAAAAGAUUGAGAAGUUGAAGGAUCUUGGCUUGAAUGACUAUUCAGCUAGAUUACAGAGUUUUCUUGCGACCGCUACAAAAUCAAAAAUGCACCUUUCGGCAUUAAAGAAUCUUCUGGAUGAUAUAAUUGACAUAAGCGAAAAUCUGGGAAAUCUAGAUAUCAGAAUUUCAGCACUUAUUGAGCAAGAAUUGGCUACAAAGUUGGCCUCUAAUGAGUUGCGACUAGCGUCCAAGUGCAUUACAGCGGUAGACAUGCCGUUGGACAACCGUCUAGAGAUUGCGCUUGGGAUUAGAGACCAUGAUCUUGCAGAUAAGGCUCUGAGCUGUCUUUUGGCAGCUGAGGUGUCCAAAAACUCGUCAAUGGAUCUUCUGGAUACAAAUAACUUCCUCUUGGCCUCGGUAGUGCCCGUACUACAACGUUUCCCCUCAGGAACAACCUAUUCCGAGAAAGGGCUCAAUUGUAGCCAGUCUGUUCUCUACGAUUUUUUUGCCAGCAAAAUAGUGCCAUGUCUAGAAGGUUUUCAAAUUUCAAGAGAGAGCGUUGAUAUGGUUUCUUCCAUUUUUCUCGAAUACGAUCCCUUGCUUUCAUACUUGCACUGCAGGGAUUUUUUGGCAGAGAUGUAUCUCGCUCGGAAGCUCUCUGCCUCAUUGGAAACGUGGAGCAUUUCAGUCAAAAGCCCAACCUGCCCAAUAAACUGGUUUUUCCAAUUUGAGUGUUUUUUACCUCGCAACAUUGUUAGCGUUUUACUAGUAAUGAUAGAGGGGAAAUUGAAAUCUUUCUGUUAUAACUGGUAUCACAGAGAAAGCUCAUUUGAGGUCACAGAUAUCAUUUUCAUCAGGGAAGCUCUUGGGGAGAAAACCUUCUACUCGGUGCUCGAAACCUCAUUUCUGCCUAAAUUCGUCACGCAGCUCUGGGACCGAUAUUUCGAUCCUUUAAUUGAACUUGAAAAUCAUAAAGAGAAGGAAUACAGCUUUUACUUCUUUAAAAAACUCAAGGAAUACCGUCUUUUCUUUAGCGACAAAGUUUACGAGAUUAUCACGGCAAGUAUUUUUAAUGAAAUUAACAAAGUACUUUAUGAGUGGCGCCUUUUUUCGUACCAGAAUUUUAGCGAGGAGGCAUCUAACUGGUUUCGUUGGUUUAUCAAUCUUGCAUACCAAAGCAUCGAGUCAUUGGAGGCAAAACAAAUUCAUGCAUCUCUUUCAUUUAUCGAAUUCCGAGACUCAGCUCCUCUUCAUAACGAAUGCUAUUCAAUUCGAGAUUCUCUUGGCUUGGCGAAAAAUGAAGAGAAGCUUACAGUUCAGAACAUUCCAUCAAAUAAAAUUUCUGUCACCUUCAAGGACGUUGUGCAGGAAUUUUGUGACGAGCAUGGUCUUCUUUUACAAAAACUCGAGGGAAAAUUUACAGAUCUUCCCAUUCGGCAGCUGGGUGCACCUAGUGGAGAAGCAGUGGUUCCUUUAUUCAAAAUUAUUUCACCCACUAAGAUUCGGGAAGUGGCGCUCAGAGGCGACGUAAUUUGGAUGAAAUUGGAUGGAGUUUUCCGCCCCGUGUUCCUUUGGGAGUUAAAAGCGCUAUUGGCUGUGAAAGUGUGA